UGAUUUUCAAGGAUUCAGAAUUAUCACCUGAAGAUUCACUUGGGGCAGUCAGCAGAGUUUCUGGCUACAGCCUGUGAACCUUUCAGUACUGACAGGCACGCUCCAUUCCGGUACCCUAGUGCCUGAAAUCACUCCCUUGUCAUCAUUCAUUACCCGUCUCUCCCUACCCGUCUCUCCCUUGUUAUUAUUGUACUGUAGUUCGGGCGCCAUCAUGUCUCCGCAUUUGUCUGUUUCGCUGCGCGCAUCCCUCAGCGCCUCAUCCGGCGCUCCUUGCGCCUGCGCGCUCCAAAGCGUCAGCGCUCGUAGUGGCAUUCGCGCUCAAACGGUUCCUUCACUAACGCGUACAUGUCGACGUGCCGAUGCUAGCGUCUCGAGCGGCCUCAAGUCGAGAUCUCGCCGUGCUGGCGUCAGCUGCAGCGCGAACCAAUCGGAUGCGUCUCUGCCAGCUCAGGCCAGCGCGGAAGGCGCGGCGUUCAAGACUCUACAGUCGUCCUUCUCCUCCCUAGACCCGGACUUCUUCUCCGCUCUGCCUCGGAAUCUCCAAGUGGAUCUCAAGGACGCAGUGUUUGACCUCACCAAUGGGAAUGUUGCGGCAGAGUGCGGCCCAGCAGUGUCAGCGUCCCUCUCCGCCCUUGCCGCCGCCCUCACGGCUGCAGACGGCUCCCCUGCUGCCGCCGCUGCUGCUGCUGUGGCCAGGCUGGCGGAUGCUGCUGCGAAGCUUCCUCCUGCAGGGAGAGAAAGAGCAGUGCUGGGCAGGAGGCUAAGAGCGGCAGGCAGGAGGUUCACAGGCAUGGGGGGAUACGCGCAGGGGAAGGCUGCACAGCUGGGCAGGGCCAUGGCAGCAGCAGCGCAGGCGGUAUCAGUGGGAUGCGCUGACGACGGCGCCUCCAAUUUUGACCCUGUUAGACGACUGCAGCUCGGCCCCUUGACUGUGGACGUCACUCCAUCCAAGGCACUCACAGGAGCGGGAGUUGCAGCAGCGUUUGCCGUGGUGAGCUGGCAGCUGGCAGCAGGGCUGCAGGCAGUCAGCGAGGAUUCUCUAGCAUAUGCCAAUGACAAUGCGCUCACACUGGCGCUGUCCCUGCGGGGCGCCCUUCUCGCCCUGGGGUACGGGUCGUGCAUGAUCUCCGCCUUUGCUGUGGUUGGCCUGCUGGCACUGGCCAGGGAGCUGAGCUCCCAGCAAGGAGGGGAGGGAGGGAAGUGAGUGCUGAGGUGGCGUUCAACAUUGCUGUGGCGCUCGACAUUGCUGUGGCGCUGGCAAGAGAGCCAAGAGACCGCAACAGGGACAAGCAGAAGGGAAACGGAAGGCAGCCGAGUUUCAGCGUUGAGCUGAAGCAUCCAUCCAUACUGUGCGCUUGCUGAUGCAUGGGGGGGUUUUUCAGUCGACUCAAAUUCAGCAUCAAGCUGAAGCAUCCAUGCUGUGCACUUUCAAAUGCAUGGGGGGCAUUGCCAAGACAGCUAGUGUAAGAGAGCACAACAGGGGCGAGUGGAAGGGAAAUGAAGGGGGUGGAAGGGGGGGGGGGAGGGGGGGGUUCGUGAAGUACCGUAUCCAUACUGAGUGCUUUUAGGUACAUGGGGGCAAUGGCAAGGCAGCUGACAUUAUCAAGAGGGGAUUGGAAGUGAGCAAACCCUUGGUUUGUGGUGGUCCUUGGUCAAAAUUUCCAGGGUUAGUUUGUUUAUUGUGCAGUGUAUGCACCGUACACCCGGGCAGUUUUGCUGGCAAGGUGAUAGUGCCCAGAGCACGAAUGCUCCCCUGACAAGUCAAGUGGUGCCGUAUAUCUAUACGGGUAGCAUAUCCAGGCAUAAGAGCACAAUGGGAGGUACAUAUUGUCAGAAACUAGCUUAGCUAGGAAGCCAUAGAAUGGCACAAGGUUUAGCUAGGAGCUAGGAGGAGCCAUGAGAAUGGCGAGAGGUUUUAGGUGCUAGGAAAGUUGAGAAGAGAAAAGGGGUUGGAUUAGAAGAGAGGGGAGUACAAGGAGGGAAACUAGCUUAGCUAGGAAGCCAUAGAAUGGCACAAGGUUUAGCUAGGAGCUAGGAGGAGCCAUGAGAAUGGCGAGAGGUUUUAGGUGCUAGGAAAGUUGAGAAGAGAAAAGGGGUUGGAUUAGAAGAGAGGGGAGUACAAGGAGGGGUUUGUACCCCCUACAGAAAGGUUCAGUAACA
This is a messenger RNA of Closterium sp. NIES-67, 2160 nucleotides long. The record is from the annotation of a GenBank genome assembly. Lineage: Eukaryota; Viridiplantae; Streptophyta; Zygnematophyceae; Desmidiales; Closteriaceae.